AUGCCUGUGUCCGGAUCUCUUAGCAACGUGGACUGGGAACCAAGCUUCUCCACGCUUGCAGUUCACGGCGGCCAAGAGCCCGACCCAGUCAACGGCUCCCGAGCUGUGCCUCUGUACCAAACAGCCGCCUACAACUUUACAGAUGCCGCAGAUGGCGCCAGCAAGUUCGCAUGGAGCAAAGAUGGCUACGUCUACACGCGUAUGGGCAAUCCGACCAACAGUGUCUUCGAGACGCGCAUGGCGAUGCUCGAGGGCGGCGUAGGUGCGGUAGCCGCGGCGUCAGGCCACGCUGCGCAGUUCAUGGCCCUGACCAACUGCUGCGAGCCUGGCCAGAACUUUGUGAGCACCAGCUGGCUGUACGGUGGCACGUACAACCAGUUCCGCGUGUACAUGAAGAAGUUCAAAAUCGACGUCAAGUGGGUCGUCGGCAACGAGCCCGCCGACAUUGACGCCGCCAUUGACGAGAACACGCGAUGCGUCUACAUUGAGACGAUCAGCAACCCGAAGCACAGCGUCCCGGAUAUCUAG
Molecule: messenger RNA, 528 nt
Organism: Colletotrichum abscissum
Lineage: Eukaryota; Fungi; Ascomycota; Sordariomycetes; Glomerellales; Glomerellaceae
Product: O-acetylhomoserine aminocarboxypropyltransferase/cysteine synthase
Exons: 3
Coding region: 1-528 (175 amino acids)
Biological process (GO): transsulfuration
Molecular function (GO): pyridoxal phosphate binding; transferase activity, transferring alkyl or aryl (other than methyl) groups
Source: RefSeq, a predicted model, not a curated record